Molecule: messenger RNA, 6638 nt
Organism: Nilaparvata lugens (brown planthopper)
Lineage: Eukaryota; Metazoa; Arthropoda; Insecta; Hemiptera; Delphacidae
Gene: Fas2
Product: fasciclin-2
Exons: 15
Coding region: 632-3355 (907 amino acids)
Biological process (GO): cell adhesion
Cellular component (GO): membrane; neuron projection
Molecular function (GO): protein binding
Source: RefSeq, a predicted model, not a curated record
CGGUCGGUAGAUGAGGUUAGUUUGAUUCAGAACAAGGUAACGUUGUGUCAGUUUUCACGUAAGUCGUGUGAAAUCGAUGGAAAUGUAGUGGUUUCGGUUCAGUUAUUGUGUUUGUUUCGUAGUUAUCGUCUAGUGUUCUAGUAGGUGUUUGAUUUGAAUGUAUCAAAUUGAGUUUUUAGCAGUCAGGGCGUGUGACAAAAGUUUAAAUUGAUUAGCGUUGUGUUGAAGAGUAGAAAGUCAACGAAGGCACAGUGCCCCCUCCAGCAGGCGGCAGUAGUUGCAGAAUACUCCGCUAGUAGCGCUGUUGUACGCUUGCCGCGCGCGCUAACUUUGCACUCAACGGAAACUUCUGAGUUGGAGCGAAGUGUUGGUGUCGGACUGACGGAUGGUACCCCGUGAGGAGACGUUUGUUUCAUCAUUUCGUUGUAGAUCGAUUCGAAUUAAUUUUCUGCAAAGUUGAAAAACUUUCUAGUUGCUUUCGUGAUGCAAUCUCGUUCUUAGCAGUUGAGUGAAACUUUUCGUGGUACUUGUGAAUAUUAUUGCGACUUGUGCAAAGUUUUUGUGGAUUGAAUAUUGCCGUUUUUUCCACCAGGAGUUGAGGAAAACUUGAAAGAGCUUUUCCGGAACAGUCAUGGGGAACUUCAGCAGAGGUCGUCUGUCUGAUGGAGGGAGCCGUUUAAUCUUCUUCAUUUUAUUAUCAGGACUGUGCUUCAUAUCGUUGACAAAUGCCGUCGAACUUGUCAUCAAGCCAUCGGAAAAUGUUCAGAAGAAAGCGGUCGGGAAAACGUUACUCCUAACCUGCAACUUGGAAGGUGGCGAAUACCAUCUCUUGACAGAAUUCGAAUGGAGGGACCCUUUCAACCAAGUUAUCAACAGUCAAAUGAGCAGAAUGAUAAUGCCGAUGACAACAGAAAGAUGGGCAGACAACAAGCUGGCUCUCAUCAUCCCACAAAUGAAAGAGGAAGGCUCAGGAAACUACACUUGUUCAGGAGUUUAUGCAAAAUCGCAGAAAUUGACCAAAUCUGUCAAGUUGGAAACGUUUGUGAGCAUCACGUGGGAAGACGCGCCGACCGAGCAGAACGCGAUUGUGAACAAGGACUUCAAGAUCAAGUGCCGCGUGACUGCCAACCCGUCGCCCGUCGUCAACUGGAUGAAGAACGACGAGCCGAUCACCACCAACGAGCACUACGUCAUCGAAGCCGACGGCAUGCUCAUCAGGCAGGUGACCGAGGCAGAUGACGGCUACUACAAGUGUCGUGCCUCGGUCGUCGACACUGGCGAAAUUGAGUUCAGGAGCAUCAAGGUUGAGGUACUCACGUUGCCGACAUUCGAAAGCACCGAAUUGAUAAGGAAGGAAGUGAUCGAAGGAGAAACAGUGAACAUCGAUUGUCAUGCAUCUGGAAAACCGGAACCAACCUACACUUGGAUCAAAUCCAACACCAAACAGGACCUCUCCAACGUUGGUGACAGAUUCUCUGUCAAUCAACUCAAAGGCGCACUGACAAUCACCAAUCUGAGAAAAGAGGACAGUGGCGAAUACAUUUGUGAAGCUCGCAAUGCAGCUGGUUUCAUCACCAGGCCGGUCAAUCUGCUCGUGAUCGUCAAGCCCGUCGUCUACGAGAUCAGAAACAUCUCCAUACCAACUGGCAAAGAAGCAAAGCUGGAAUGUCGUGCUUCUGGUUAUCCGCUACCCUCUGUCACGUUCAGGAAAUUCGGCCUGGACAAGCCGUUUGUAGCCGGCGCCCAGCAAUGGGACGACCGGAUCGUGGUCGAACAGCGCUACGACGAGGCGAAACGCGAGACGACCGGAACACUGAUCAUCUCGCCGCUGAACACGACGGACGACGAUCUGUACGAGUGCAUAGCCGAGAACAAGGGAGGCGCGGCCCGUCGCAACGGUCAUCUGAACGUCGAGUACGCACCCUCGUUCGCGCACACACCCAUGAAGGAGGCCUGGUCCUGGUCGAAGCGACCCAUCAACCUCACCUGCCUCGCAGAGGCCAUCCCCAACGCCACCAUCCGCUGGAAGCUCAAUGAACAGGAGCUCGAGAACUGGCCGCACUUCCACAAAUACGGAAAUGGACCGCAGAGUAGUUUGCUGGUUACACCGACAGAUGCCAAAUACUAUGGUCUAUACAAGUGUGUGGCAACGAACACGCAUGGAACGGCCUAUCACACGAUCAGACUGCAGGAGGCAAGGGUGCCAGGCAACAUUCUUCAAGCCAAACUGGACGUUGCUACAGCUACGACACUCUCCAUCUUCCUGAUUGGUCCAAGUGAUGUGGGUGGUCUUCCUAUCAAAGCAAUCGUUGUGCAAUUCAAGGAACAGAGAAAGCCAUGGUCGGAAGCUUUCAACAAAACUUGGUCAUAUGAGUCAUCGAGAACCCAGAACGCCAAAUACAUUCUUGAGGGUCUAUCGCCACAAACGCCCUACGACUUCCGGUUCGCAGCAGUGAACGAAGUGGGAAUCGGCAACUGGGGCGCUGACUUCAAAUACACCAUGCCCAAGCGAUCCUCGCCCGAGGAGCCCAAAUUCCUGCACACUUACAACAUCGACAACGAAGGUAUCAUCCAGUCGCCUUUCGGCGAUCGCAUCGAACUCAGAUGGAAAAUUCCUGCCGACAAUGGAGAAGUUAUCGAUCAUUUCGAGGUCAAAUACUGCGCUGUACAAAGAAACGAAGAAGACCAAUGGGAGGCACUGAGCGAAAAUGAAUGCAGAACCGUGGAGCACCGAACCAACGAGGUCUCCUGGCUGGAACUGGUCAACCUCACACCUGACACUUACUACAAAAUCGAACUGAGAGCCCACAACCAGAUUGGAUUCAGCACACCCAACGAAGACAUUGUCAGAACAGCCAGAGGCACUGGUACCUUUAUCGGUGCAGAUACCUCUCAGCUGAGCAGCGCACUGCUGUUUGCGAUUCUGAUCGGCAUCCUGCUGCUGAUCUUCAUCAUCGUUGACGUCUCCUGUUAUUUCGUGCAUCAUGCUGGGCUCCUUCAUCUCUUGUGUGGCAAGAGUUCAAGAAAACAACCGAGAGAAGAUGAUCCUAAGAUGACAAGCCUGUAUAGCUGGCGUUUUCCUCUACCCUACUGCAGCCAGAAAGAGACCUCGCCGUCGGAUAGUAACAGCAACGGAAAUAAUUCCCUCACUGAUAUCGAACUCAAACGUCCUCUGCCUGAUAUGAACUUUGUUUUUGAAGGCAAGGAGCUGCUGAACAGUGGACACCGUGAUGCGAAAAUUCAUAUCGAAUCAUCAACACCCAUGAUCGAUAAUGGGAAAAAGGAUACAACUGUCCAAUACGAUAUCAAGAAAUCUGUUGCGAAGACUGGAUUUGCCAAAGAUUCUGCCGUUUGAGAGAGAGAUAAAACAGUUUGAACUGGAUCAAGCAUCAAUUAAAAGUCACCAUGACGGCACAUGUGGCUUUUGGGCGUCGCUUGAAAAGGCUUGAGAAGUUUGCUUGAAGAUAACUGCAUCUAUGACUUUGUUAUUAUUAAUUCUCAUUGUUUAUUCCUUAUUCUAUUACUCCCAUAUUAACUUAAUCUCAAGACUCUGAAUCUUCUAUAUUAUAUAUAUUUCAGGAAAUACAAUUAAAUUCGAAUUCAAAUACGUUUCAUAAAUAUAUGUCCCUUUUACGCUCGAUCAACUUGAUUUAUUUCAUGUUUGAAGUUACAGUUUAAAUAUGUUAGAGUUGUAAGAGAUCAUAAGUUGGCAUUAUAUAAUGUUCAUUGUAUCCAUCUCCUUUCGUAUUGAAUAUUUCUUUUCCUCGUAGAUCUUCUAAUCAGAAAUUGUGAUAUGGUUGUAUUUAAUGUUUUCAAAAUAGAACAUAAGACUGAUGUAACUGAUUUAAUGAAACGUAGUUGAUUUCCAGGUACAGAGGAGAUAUUUAGUGGAAUUUAUCUAGCGCAUUUCUUGAUUCACAUUCUAGUUUUUACUUACAUGAGUGUCAAUAGAUACUUAAAAAGUAUCAAUCAUGAACAUUGAAGAUUCCAAUGUUUUCAUCUUCAAUCAUUUAUCUUGAUUAUAGUACAAAUUUGAUUAACUUUGAAAUUAUAUAAUUAUUAUUAUUUUCAAUGUCAUUCAUUUGAUGAACGUGUUAUUUGAGACAAAACAUUAUAUAAUGCUUACCUACUUGGUCAUUAUUCACAAUAAUUUUAAUGAUUUCUGGAAUUGAUUGUUUCCUUGCAUGGAAACUUAUCAGUGAAAAGUGCUGGUCCCUUCAAUGACGGCUCAUCACUGAAUUCACUCGUUUCGGAAUUUUUUUAUGGACAAAGAUUUUUAAGAAUAAUUUUCGAGUGUUGUUAAAUUUUAGGAAUAUGAAUUUAUAGUUAUCUUUCUGAAAUGCCUGGAAAGUAGUGUUAUAGAGAAUGUAUGUAUGUAAAAACAUUUCGAGAGUGUAUUCUCGAAUUAUUUGGUAUUGGAGUGGCCUAAAUAAUUUGUUAUUGUACCAUUUAACAUUUUUUAUAAUUUUUGAAUCAAUGUCUUUAUGAUUUCCAUCUACUUAAUUUAGUCACAUAAUCAUUCAACAGUAUUUUUACGAUUUCAAAAUAUAUUGCUGAAAAAUAUAGUAGAAUUUCUGAAUUGCUUUUGUGUUGAAAAUAUAUUAAUUGCAUCUACUAAAAUCGUCAAAGUCUAGUUGAUUUCGAGACGAUUGAAUGGUAAAUUGGUACAACAUUAUUGAUGGAUUGUAAAAAGUUGUUUGCUGAAGUUUUAUUGUACGCAUUAUGUGUGUAAUUAUCAAAAUAAUUAUAUUUGUUGCAUUUAGAAAUAUUGUAUAAUGUAGCUUCUUUUUAUAUUCAUUAACACAUGCAAUUAUACAAUAAUUAAUUGUAUUAUUAUAUUAUCGUGAUUCAUGUAAUGCUAAAUCAUUGAUUAUAAUUAGAGUAUCAUUGUGUACUGUGGCUUAUCAUAAGAAAGGAUGAUAUCAAUAUUCAUUUUAUUGCAAUGAUCAAAGUAUAUUUAUCAAGGAAUAUUAUUGGAAAAAUCUCUUUUUAUUUGAAGAAUAAAGUACGGUACUGUACUUUUCAUGCAGAUGAAAACAUUCAAACUGAAGAUUUUAUGAAUUAAAAACAAAACUGACACAAGCAUUUUAAAUUAAUUUAUUAUAGCGAACCAUUUUGAUUAGUUUGAAAAUUCUUUUUAAAUAUCCAUAAAAAUUUAUUGGCAGCUAUUAUUUUUAAAAUUAUUUUUUAAAAAUCGGUGGUAGCUCAUUACAAUAGAUUUUAAUAAUGUAGGAAGAAAAUCCUAUGAAAAAUGUCUGAAAUUUUUUGAAUCUUUCAGAAUCGUCUUGAUCCUUAUUUUUAUGUUAUUAAUCUGUGAUGUUGCCAAGGGCAUCUUUUUAAUAUCUAUGUAAAGCGAUGUUUUUGCUUAUCUGUUGCAAUUAUUGUACUAUUACUCCAACUCGAUAAUGAUUGAAUGAGUGCAUUUAUAGUCAUAAUAUUGAAAAUUAGUAUUAUUUUGAUAAGCAUUUAAUUUUAAUUAGUUUGUAGUGUGUCACAAUUUUAGUUUGCUAGUUUCAGUACACAAUGGCUCAUUGCAUUGGUGAUGUGACAUUGUGAUAGGGUGUCAGCAAUCAGCAUUAGUGUUGCAUCUCUAUUGUACAAAGUAAUUUCGAAACAGGUAGUAGGCCUAAAAUGUUUCUUAUUUUCAAACAAACAUUAAUGGACCAAACAUGAGAUGUCGACUAUGUGAGCUGAAUGAGCUAAAUGAAUUAUUAGAACAGCUUAGUUACACAGAAGUCGUUGUAGUAUCAAUCAGAAUGAAUAUUUGAGUACGGUACUCUCCAAUACUCAAAUAGAGCUACACUCACUCUGCUCUCUUCGCAAAUAACAUCAUUCAAUUAGUGAUUGAGUGUGUUUCUCAAAGUGACUCAACCUUGUAGUUAGUUCAAAACGAUUGCGAAAAAACUUGGUAGGAUGGAGAUUCAGAAGAAUGUUACUUUGAAGUCAUCAGUUGAAUGUGUAAAAAUGUGUAUAAUUCGUAAAAUAUAAGUACUUAAUAUGUUUUUAGCUUUUAGAUGCACUUUAUUUUAAUAUUUUUUGCAAUGUGAAGUUUUUCUAUCAAAUCAAUGAAAUUAUAAAUUUUACAAACUCGUUCGAUGUAGAAAUUGUAUCUCAUUCCUCCAAAUCUAGCACUUGACCUAUGAACAGAACAUUGGAAACAAAAUUUUUGAAAUCAUUAUGACAAUAUCACAAUAUUCAAUUUGACAAUAAGAGAAGAAUUUAACCCAGGUUGAAGGGUACAACAAUAUUGCAUUUUUUCAAAAAGUAGAUACCUAUUCUGAAGUUUAAUGUAACAGAGAUGCUAUCCACAGUUUAGCAUGAUAAUCGAGAUUAUGCUUUCUAAUUUUUUGUGGACAUUUCUAGUAGUAUCAUUCUUGUAUCAUUAUCAGUUUUAUUAUGAGAUAUUUUUCUAUCUACAUUAUAAGCUAAUGGUCGAUGGAAAAUGUGUUUGCCGAUGGAUUAGAAGAAAUUCAAUGCAGUAUUAGGUUGAAUUGGAGAAUUUUUAUAGAAAUAACGAAAUUUUGUAUAUUUUUCAACGUGUGGAAACAAAUCAACCUAUGUAUGUUAUAAACGCGCUUCCGUUUUCUGUGUAAAAUAUAUUUGUCUCUUUUGUAAUAAAAUUGAAUGAUUAAAUUUAU